GCCAUGAGGCAGUCGCUCAUCUCCACCAUCUUUGCUGCAGCACUCGUUUUCAAGUGCUAUGCUCUGGCAGCGGCAUUACCCAUGGGCAAGGCUGAAGACGGCUCCUUGGAGCAGGAUGUUUUUACCUCACUGCUGAACGAUGAGGCCACAGAAAACAGCCAAGGCGAUGCAGAUCUGUCUGCCGUAACCAAAGUUAGAGCUCCGAGGGUAAUCGUCAUCGCUGCGGAUGCAAACCUGUGGAGGGACCUGCGGGUGCUGCACAACGGGUUGCCCCUCUACAAGCGGAGAGCCGACGAAAACAACCAGUUCGUCGAGCACAAAGAUGUCGGACAGGACCUGACAAUCCCCAUCCUCAGGAGGGACACCAUGAGGUGCAUGGUGGGACGGGUGUACCGGCCAUGCUGGGAGGUCUAG
Molecule: messenger RNA, 414 nt
Organism: Archocentrus centrarchus (flier cichlid)
Lineage: Eukaryota; Metazoa; Chordata; Actinopteri; Cichliformes; Cichlidae
Gene: pmchl
Product: pro-melanin-concentrating hormone, like
Exons: 1
Coding region: 4-414 (136 amino acids)
Biological process (GO): behavior; chemical synaptic transmission
Molecular function (GO): melanin-concentrating hormone activity; type 1 melanin-concentrating hormone receptor binding
Source: RefSeq, a predicted model, not a curated record